AUUAUAACUUCACAAUUACAAUGUUAAUUAUUGAUAUUUAUAACAAAAAUAGCAAUAUAAAUACAUCGACACUGAUAGAAACAAACAAGCCCAAUAACAUAUAGUAUAUAGGUAUAGUCGCCUAUACAUCAUACCCUAUGUACGUCUCAAUACACUCACAGCUAAAUUAGAAAGUUGCGCACUACAGGUGCGCACCAAAAACGUGAAACUUUACCGGGCGCCUUAUAUAUGAAAAUCGAUUCUUAAGGAGUAAACUCCAAAAAAUAAUUGUUUCCGUAACAAUUAAUUGUUGUUGUAACACUUUUUUUGCAAAUAGUUAGUUACUGUUUUUACUCGCUAAGCUCAGAGUGAUUUCGCCUUGUUUUACAAAAGAAUAUUAAAUAAAUUUGAAAUCAAUAAAUAGACUAUGAUCUCUAAAAUAAGAUUUUAUUAAACAUAGCUUUAAAAUCUCAGAAGUUUGAACUGAAAUCUUGCUGAAACAAUAUAAUUCACACAAUUAUGUUUGUUUUGAAUUUCAAUUGUCAAAAUUUUACUUUCCAUUUGGCAAAACAGAGGUAAACUUUUUUCAACUCACAACAGCGAAAAAUGUUACCGGUUGGCAAUCAGGCGAACAAAUAAAUAGUUGUAGCAACCCUGUAUUUGGAAUUUAUUUUAUAUGGCAUCCGUGACAGCCUUUACCUGGUGGCAUCCUUCUACAUAUUUGUAAUGAAUAAAGUUUGCUGGUAGCACUAACUUUGCUUGUAUUCAUUGUGAGACAAAAGCAAAACAAAUGAUUUUUUCUCUCAAACAAUUUAACAGUUCUAUUUUUAUUUACACGAUAAAUUUAAAAGUAUUGAAGUGAGUUUUGCAACCUAAACAUAAAAAGUGCGCAAUAGUUUGAAUGCAAACAUUAGCCAAUAGAAGCAUAAAAUUUCAAGUUUAAGUAAGGCAAAGGAAAAUAAUAAAAAGAAGAAAUUACGCCAACGAUAACUUAUACCAAAAAAAUAGGAGUUAGUUAAACACCAAACAGCUGGAGGCCAAAAACUAGGCGCAGUAAUGAGUGGUGGUAGUGCGAAUUCGGAACGCGCCACCACGGGACAAAAUUCAACGACUGAUGGAAAUACUGUGGACCGAGUUAAUGGAUGGCUUUCGUUUAUUGUACCCAGCAUGCAGAGGAAGAUCACUAAACUAAAUUAUGAUUUAAUAGAGGAAUGCAAACGGUGUAAAGAAGACUCGAAUUUAUCUAAAAGUAUACGCGAUGAACUGGAAAGCUAUUGCCGUGACAUACGUCGGGAAGUCGUUAAGAAAGCGCGAAAUGGUUGCGCUCCUCUCUUUAUCGCCUGCAAACGGGGUUGUGUGCCUAUUGCGGAAUACUUGGUCACUGUAUGUGAGGCCGAUAUUGAACAGCGCGGCUUGUAUGAGGUACCUGAAGAUCAUACCUUUCAUUACGUUACACCGCUUUGGUGCGCUGUAGUGUCUGGAAAAUUGCCGAUGGUAAAAUAUUUAAUACGCAUUGGCUGUGAUAUAAAUGCAACUUCAGAUUCAGGUUCAACACCGGUGCGCAGCGCCUGCUUUAUGACACAUGUCGAAAUCGUACAAUAUUUGGUUGAAGCUGGUGCCGACAUCCAAAAACCCAACAUUAAUGGUGGCACAUGUCUGAUCAAUUCCGUGCAAUCACCACAAUUAUGUUUAUAUUUAUUGAAAAAAGGCGCUGAUGUCAACGCCAAAGAUAUACAAGAGAAGACUGCCCUACAUUAUGCCAUACAGGAACAUAGAUUAGAAACUACAAAGUUAUUAUUGGAGCAUGGAGCCGAUCCAUAUGUGAAAAGUCGCUACGGUGAUGAUGCCAUGCGAACGGCUUGCAUUAAAGGAGCAAGUCAAAUUUUCGAUUAUUUGAAAACACACUUAGAGUACUCAUCUGAACGCUUGGCCGAGGCUCACGAACUGAUCGGCUCUACAUAUUUGGACGAACAUAAUGAAACUAGAGUGGCGAUACUUCAUUGGCGAUUGGCACAUCAUAUUCGCGCUUCACAUACCCCCUACCUUCAAAAACUACCAAGGGUGCCACUUCGGCCAGCCUAUGGUAAUGCUAUUGAAUUUACAACACUUGAAGAGCUCGACAAUAUUGCCAUCGAUGUGGAUGCAAUGCGUAUUCAAAGUUUAUUGAUAUGUGAGCGCAUACUUGGUUUAACGCACAAAGACAUGCUCUUUCGUUUAACAUUUCGUGGUGCAUCAUAUGCGGACUCCCUGCAACUACAACGCUGUAUCGAUUUGUGGCGUCUGUUGUUAGAAGUACGUGUUACGCAUUUCUCUAUACUACAUUUCGAUACGUGUUAUGCCGCCCAAACAUUAGUACGUCUAAUGAUCGAUUUGCAUGAACGUUAUUUGCGGAAUGUGGAGCUGGAGCACCGCGAAGUGGAUAUACGUGAAUUUUUCGGUGAAGAAUUUGAAGAUGACGUGGGCAAAGAUGAGCAUUUGCCAGUUUUCGAAGAUGUAAUUGGCGUUUUUCGCCUACUAAGUGGUACGGUAGCAGAGGCACAACAGCUGUUGCAGAUUCGGCCAGUUUAUCGUAAACAGCAAGAGAAUUUCGAUCGCAUAUUAAAAUGCAUAGCGCAUUUGAUUUACCUAUUAUUAGGUACUUCGGAUACAGCUGACAAAAGAAAGGAUGUAUACUAUGCUGUUUACGAUUUGGUGCAUACGAGGGUGCGUAGCGCAUGUACUUACGAUACGUUGCUACAUUUGUGCGUUUCACGAUUGAAUGUCAUAAAGAGCGGUUACUUAAGCGAUGAGAACCACUUAAACAUUGUAUUUCCCAACGAUAUGGUUGUUAAACUAUUACUCGAUUGUGGUAUGAAUGUGAAUGCUAAAAACGAGGCCAAAUCAACGGCAUUACAUGUUGCUGUACAACCAUAUAAUUAUAGUAAUAGAAUAAUACAUUUAUUAUUGGAAAGGGGUGCGGAUUUAGAUCAGCCGAAUAAAUCAGACGAGCGCCCGUUUAACUUAAUCGCCGGCAAUCCUAUCAAUACAAUACCGUUAAUCAAUUAUAUGAAUCUCAGGUGUAUGGCUGCAACUGUAAUAAGUAAAUAUAAAAUUCCUUACCGCAAUCAAUUACCGAAAUUGCUCGAGAAAUUUGUCAGACAACAUGAACCUUAAAAAAAUACGUAAAUGUCAAUAGUAAAUGUUUGAAUGCAAAAUUUUUUUCAAACGUAAUUUAUAUAUCUACAUAAUAUCAUGAAAAAAUUACAUUAAUAAAGCAUAAAUGCGCAUAUGUUAUAUACAGACUUCAUAUACUUCAAUAAUAUGCAAAUAUAAGUGACUAAAUUGGAAAAAAAAAUUAAAGAGUGCAUGCUAAACCACACCGUCAGUGUUCGAAAACAAUAAGCUCUUAGCCUGACUAGUUUAACGAAGUUUGAAAGGCCGUUUUGUCACGCAUUUUUGUACUCAUUCAUUUGCUGAUAUUUUACUUUUUACAGUUUAUUUUUAAUCUGCUCAUCCACAAUAAAUUAUACCAAUACAAAAUAUUCAACAGCGCGCACGCAUAGAUAAGUGUGCAACUUUGAAUUGCAAUCAACUACUAAAACUAAA
Bactrocera oleae (olive fruit fly) is the source of this 3564-nucleotide messenger RNA. RefSeq names its product ankyrin repeat protein mann-cup (gene m-cup). The record is from RefSeq and is a predicted model, not a curated record. Gene Ontology annotation, molecular function: protein binding. Lineage: Eukaryota; Metazoa; Arthropoda; Insecta; Diptera; Tephritidae.